Molecule: messenger RNA, 573 nt
Organism: Talaromyces rugulosus
Lineage: Eukaryota; Fungi; Ascomycota; Eurotiomycetes; Eurotiales; Trichocomaceae
Exons: 3
Coding region: 1-573 (190 amino acids)
Cellular component (GO): cytosol; nucleus
Molecular function (GO): protein binding; peptidyl-prolyl cis-trans isomerase activity
Source: RefSeq, a predicted model, not a curated record
AUGGCUGAAGCUACAGGCCUCCCCGAGAACUGGGAAGUCCGCCAUUCGAACUCGAAGAACCUGCCUUACUAUUUCAAUGCCGCCACCAAAGAGUCCCGCUGGGAGCCGCCAGCCGGCACCGACACCGAACGACUAAAGGUAUUCAUGGCCACAAAUCACACCGGACCUGCAGGAAUUGCCGGGCUUCCAGCCGAGGGCAAGAUUCGUUGCGCCCAUCUGCUCGUUAAACACCGUGACAGCCGCCGUCCGAGCAGCUGGCGCGAAAGCAACAUCACCCGCUCCAAGGAAGAGGCCAUUGAAAUACUCCGCAGCCACGAGCAAAGGAUCAAGUCUGGUGAAGUUCGUUUGGGUGACCUCGCCGUUUCCGAGUCUGACUGCAGCUCUGCGCGCAAGAAGGGUGAUCUUGGAUUUUUUGGUGUUGGUGAGAUGCAAAAAGAAUUUGAAGAUGCGGCUUUUGCUCUUCAACCUGGAGAAGUUAGCUCUAUUGUUGAGAGUGCUUCGGGGGUCCAUCUUAUUGAGCGGUAUGUUGACUGUCCUCAGGAUUGGUUUCAUUUGCUCCGACCCAAGAGCUGA